Petromyzon marinus (sea lamprey) is the source of this 7587-nucleotide messenger RNA. RefSeq lists its product as uncharacterized. Gene Ontology annotation, biological process: intracellular signal transduction; cortical actin cytoskeleton organization. Gene Ontology annotation, molecular function: actin filament binding. NCBI's taxonomy places the organism in Eukaryota, Metazoa, Chordata, Hyperoartia, Petromyzontiformes, Petromyzontidae. Gene Ontology annotation, cellular component: cytoplasm; cytoskeleton. The record is from RefSeq and is a predicted model, not a curated record.
AGUGUAUGGUUUUUAGUUUAGCUGUUGCAGAAGCAUUUGAAUGAAUCGGCCGCAUUCAAAUCGAGAUAAAUUUCCCCAACCAAAUUCACAAUAACGUAACACGGUGGUGAUCUAUUCGUCGGGGGCGUAUUCAAAUAGAGCCACUGUACUGCGAUUUAGCUGCAAGCAACGUGAGUUGAGGACGGGGUGGCUUGGUCACAUUAUGCCCCUAAUUGCAUGCGAUUGUGACUGGUGUGCCUGGUUGGGUGCGUGCUUGCUCUGCCCUCAUGCUGGCAUGAGCCCGCUGAUCACAUGAAAGGCUUACAGUGUGCUUGCUUGCUGCUGCCACGGCUGGUGGUCAUGCUUCACGCUGGGUUACUGGCAGCUGGCUCAGUGGUCUGGGAAGAGAGAAGAUUCCACAGAGGGCCAGGAGAGAGCCAAAAACCAUCGUUGUCUUUCUCGACUCUCAGCCGGAAAACAUCUCCCAGCCGGACAACUUCUGAUGACGUUAAAUAUUUGAAGAUACUUCGUCACUUUGGCUCUGAAUUUCUCCCUCAUCCUCACCAAGAAUUAUGUGCGGAUCUGCAGAUUUAAAUGACAUUUAUCCCGCGACAUAAUACGCUGCAAACACUGCACGAUGGAAACACCACUGUCUCUGAACAAGUACAUCCAAGAUAUUUGUUGCACUCAAUCCUACAAUGAUUUCAUGGCAGCUUACAACAUCAACAGGGCUGCAAUCUGCGACCGGGCCAAGCAAAGUGCCACUGAGCAUGCCAAGGAGGAGGAGGAUGCUGAGUGUGCACAGCAUGCGCUUAAAAGCAUAGGGCUGCUGUGUACAGUCCCCUCGGCAUUUCCUCACUGCAGUGAGCAUGAAGUGUGGGCCGAUGGCUCCACACGGGCUCAGGAGGCAUGGCCAGUGCUGGAAUCGAUUGAUCCUGCCGAUGAUCGGCAGCUGCUAAGUGCUGCCCCGUCAGACAGUGCAAUGGGAAAUCAGGAUGGGAAGCCGCUCGGAGUCAGCGCUGAUGCGACGGGAAGGCGGCGCUUGGAUGAGAUGGCAGAAGUGGCGGGUGUACAGGUAGGUUACGCCAGUGCGCUGGAUUCUAAACGUGCGGACGAGUUGCAGGGGAUGGGAAGUAACAAACAGCACUCGGCGGGUGACACUGUAGGAUCGACAGCUUUUUCUGCGAUUUGUAAAUGCAGAUCUGUGGCCGAUGGCCGAAGUGGCGUAGCUGUGCUCCAUAGUGCGAGGGAAGCACGGGGAAUAAUGCGUACGCACACCGAGCAAGCUCUGACAUUUAUCACCCUUGGCGAAGGAGAUGGCAGCAGGCUCGCUCCUGUGAAUGAUACAGUUUCAUCAGCUGGGCAAAACUGUGACCUGGUGAAGUGCACAGGUCGGCACGUAGACAACGCCAAAUAUUUAACCUCAUUUUAUGAUGUUGAUCUUCAUAAUGGUAAUUUCAAGCCGGAUCAUAAACGAGCAGUGUGUACCAAAGGAUCGUUGAAUAACAACAGUGUUUUGGUAAAUGUCCAGAAGGCUAUGUUAAAACAUGAGCCACUGCAGGGAACUUUAAAAGCAGAGGAUUAUUCAAAAGAAGGAAUUUUGAAAGAAACCGAGGAACCACAUCUACUGUUCAGAAACCCAGGUUACUAUAAUUACGGAGAACACUUUCCAUCAGAUUACAAACCUGGCAAGAUAGACAUUUCUGAUGAAUUGAGGGAUCACCAUUAUGAAAAGAUACAAGAAGUCCCUUCAUUUUCAAGUGACCAUCAAAAACAGGAACACGAGUUUAGAGAUUGGUGUGGUGAAGAUAACGGUCGGCUUGAAUAUUUGUCAUCUUUCAAACCUAAAACACAAAACAAAGCGCAGGAAAUUUGCUCAGCGAAAACCAAGUGUCCGCAGAUGGGUGUGCAUGGUCAUGAUUUUUCUGAGUUGCUGGAUACCGACAAACAGGAAACCACAUGCGAUUUAGAUGUCAAGCUGCCCGCUCGAGAUGUUUCUCCAGAAUACGCUCCAUCAGAACUGGAAUCUGACCAACCGAGUGGCGUGAAAAUGAGGACAAAGACGUGGGCCGAAUCCAGUCCCAAGCUGGAAUUUUGUGACUUGAACAGCUUCUGUCUUCAUCACGACUCGCCGACACGAAGCCCUUGCCUGCACAGUACCGUCGUGCACAGAAGGCACAUCAACACACAGUACCCGAUCACCACCACUCGACAACUGAGCUCCCCGGUGGCGUCCCCAGUUCUGUCGCCCAUGCACAGCCCUCUUCGGUCAAGCCAAGAGCACGGCCUCUGCACCGACGCAAUCCUCAUGCACAAUCACGAGUCGAAGGUGCGCAAGCUUGCCAAGUCGUGGGAUAUGACGGCCCUCAAGAAUUCAGAAGUCAGUCGUUCUGCCGACUGGACCGAGGAGACGAUGAGUCUGAAACAGAGACAGGAGAAGCUGCAGAAAGCUGGGUCCAUGGAUGCCCUUUCCUGGGGUAAAGGCGAUCAGAGCAGUGACGUUUUGCGUGGCAAAAUGCGUCUGGAUCCCAAAGAACCUGCGCAGCCUCUAGGCUGCAAUGCAGAAUUCACAGGGAGGGCGCUGUUGGAAUGGGUUAUCCGUUCGAUCCCCGAUGGAGAUGUUAUCAGCUCUCAGGAGAAACAGGAAGAGGCUCGCAGACUCUGCUCGAAGCUCCUGCACGCUGGGCUUCUCUGCGUAGCGAGGCGUUCACCAGAGCUGAAAUCCACAACGUUUUCUGCAGAAAAUUCACCACCUUUUCAGGCAGAGGAGCUGUAUGCCUGGGCGGCUGUGGGUGGUGAGAGAAGAGCGGCUUGGGACGACAGCCCUCCGCAGAGACUGCAGGCAGGCUGGCCUUCAUUCAAGUCCGGAGAAGCUUCUUCCGCCCAAGCUGACUCGGCGCAUUUGGUGGAAGAAUAUCGAAAGAAAAUCCUUCGAAUGAAGCAGAAGCACGAGGGGGCUGUGUCACGUGCAGAGAGAAUACACGAAUGUAGAGUCUUUCACUUGAAUGGAGAGCAUACAAGGGAGCUCACGAGGCUGGAGCAUAAGAUCACGGACUUGAGGAGAAGGAUUUCUGAGCUGGCCGACAUCAACAGCAAUUGCCUGGGACGUCACGGCACCGUGAGGGACGCGGCCGCCCACGCGGAGGCCCACGGGACACAGGGCAUGAACGCUCAGACGCAGACGGAUGCGACGGCGCACGCGACGAAGAUGUCCGAGACAAGAUCGGUUCAGACAUCUCCCGAAAAGAUGGUUUCCCCGCUCGGCACGCUAUUCUACGGCGAAGAGCCCUCGAGGGCGAACGCGGCGUGCUCUCCGCAGGCCGAGAACACCCCGAGACCAAAGUCGUGCUUCCAGGCUAAAGUAUCGCGUAAAGUCGGCCCGCCUGCUUCAUUUCCCUUCUACGAACCCUCGCCUAAGUCGGCCCCAAAAAUGCCCAAGGCAGGGGGCUCUAACACAUCUCCACCUUUGCCUGCGGUCGACAAUGUAAAUUCCACAACUUGUGGAGACCCAAAGCUUCCUCAUCCACUUCCUACAGACUGCUGCCUCCCAGCUAUGUCUGAAGGCUCCAUUCCUCUCCCCCCUUCUUUUAUUCCUCCAACUAUUCCUGUGGAUUUGAUUCCUUCGCCUCCUCACGGUCCUCCACCUCCUCCUCCCCCUCUUCCUCCUCUGCUGCCUCCUCUUCCUGGGGGCUCCAUUCCUCCACCUCCCCCUCUUCCUCCUCUUCCUACGGGUUUCAUCCCUCCUCCUCCACCUCUUCCUCCUGUUCCUUUGGGCUUCGUCCCUCCUCCCCCUCCUCCUCCACCUCUUCCUGGUGGCUUCAUCCCUCCUCCUCCACCUCUUCCUGGUGGCUUCAUCCCUCCUCCUCCACCUCUUCCUCCUGUUACUUUGGGCUUCGUCCCUCCUCCCCCUCCUCCCCCUCCUCCCCCUCCACCUCUUCCUGGAGGCUUUAUCCCUCCUCCUCCACCUCUUCCUGGAAGCGUUAUCCCUCCUCCUCCACCACUUCCUGGAGGCUUCAUCCCUCCUCCACCACCUCUCCCUGGCGGCCAUAUCCCUCCUCCUCCACCUCUUCCUGGAAGCGUUAUCCCUCCUCCUCCACCACUUCCUGGAGGCUUCAUCCCUCCUCCACCACCUCUCCCUGGCGGCCAUAUCCCUCCUCCUCCACCUCUUCCUGGAAGCUCCAUCCCUCCCCCUCCUCCACCUCUUCCUGGAAGCUCCUUCCAUCCUCCUCCUCCUCCACCACUUCCCGGUGGCUGCAUCCCUCCCCCUCCCUUUCCACCUCCGCCCCCUGGAGUGUCUGCCCCGCCGCUCCUCGCUCACCCGGGUGCCUUGUCAAGUGCGUCGCACGACGGCGUUGGCUUCCCGCACAGAGGAGGGCAUCAGGCGGCAUUCCCGCACGGCUUGGCGCUGCAGCGGCCCUCUGUGGAGCCGCACCUUCCGAUGAAACCGCUGUACUGGGUGCGCGUUCAGCUCAGAGAUAGAAGGUCAGAUACCGCAAAGACCAUCUGGGAUGGUUUGGAUGAGGCAAAGAUAAAUCCUUUGGAGUUCGAAGAACUUUUCUCCAAAAAAUCCGUGAAAGAGAAAAAGAAGCCGCUCUUCGACGUGUUCAGCAAAAAGUCUAAAACCAAGCAAGUCACUAAAAUCUUGGAUGGCAAGCGAUCUCAAGCUGUAGGAAUUCUAAUGUCCAGCAUUCACCUUGAAAUUAAGGACAUUCAACAUGCUGUGCUUCAGUUGGACAGCUCCCUGGUGGAUCUGGAGACUCUGCAAGCUCUAUACGAGAAUAGAGGUGAAAAGGAAGAACUGGGAAAGAUUGUGCAGUUUGUCACGUCUAAACAGGGCGCGGAGGACACACGGCAGCUGGAUAAGCCUGAACAGUUCCUGUACGAACUGUCGCAGAUUCCCUGCUUUUUUGAGCGGGUUUUCUGCAUCGUCUUCCAGUCCACGUUUACGGAGCACAUCAAGUCCAUACACUGCCGGCUAGAGCUGGUGCAUCGCAACAGCAAGCUGCUGAAGACCAGCGCCGGAGUCCACAAAGUGCUGAGCCUCAUUCUUACCUUCGGGAAUUACAUGAACGGCGGCAACAGGACCCGCGGCCAGGCCGACGGAUUUGCGCUGGAAAUUUUACCCAAACUCCGCGACGUGAAGAGCAACGACAAUCGCAUUAGUCUAGUCAACUACAUCGUGGCUUAUUACCUGCAGAACUUCGACGAGGACGCUGGGACAGAGCGGAGCAUAUUCCCACUGCCAGAGCCACAGGAGCUGCUCCAGGCUGCCCAGGUCAAGUUUGAGGACAUUCAGAGGGAUAUGCGCGAGCUCAGAAAGGAUCUUAAAGCCUGCGAGUUGGAGAUGAAGAAGGUCUAUAAGCUGUCGAAGAGUGAACACAUUGAGCCUUUCAAAUCCCACAUGGAAGCCUUCACGCACCAAGCAAAUAUUGACCGUGAAGUUGAAGAGAAGUGUCUACAGGAGACGCAGGCAAGCUUCCUGGACACGGCCGCCUUUUUUUGCUUCAAGCCGAAGUCGGGGGAGAAGGAGGUGACCCCCUCGCAUUUCUUCUCCGUGUGGCUCGAGUUCUGCUCGGAUUUCAAGGAAAACUGGAAGAAGGAGAAUAAAGUGAUCGCCACCGAGCUGUUGAGGAAAGCCAAAGAGAGCGUGAAGCAGAAAAUUGGCGAGAAUAAAGCCAUCACUGCAGAGAAAAAGUCAUCGGGGCUGAAAGCAAAAAUCCACAAGAAGAUGUCACUCCAAUGAGACGUUGACGUCGAGGCUUGACGAUUCCCGGGGUCCCCCCCCCCCCACACACACACACAUACACGAGUCCAUCAUCACCAGCUCCCACAAUACAGGUCAUAUCGCGUUUUGAUUUUACUCGCUAACAAUCCUCGUGAAAUUCCACGUGUAGAACCCGUCCCUGACCACUUGUACUUUUAGUCUCUUUGUCGUGCAAAUCAUUUUAUUUUCGUUAGUUGCGUACGUUUAUCCUGCCCGCCCGUGUCUCUCCUUACCGACGUAAAUAAAACCGUGUUACACUGGCCAAAAGGGGGGUUCCGUGUAAGGGAGACACGACCCAAAAGUAUAUUUCAUGUUAUUUUAUUUUUGUAACCAAACACAACUUUGGUCCACAGCGAUGUGACAGUUCAAAUUUUAAUUUUAAAAAAUGUCACGUUCACCUUUAAAACCCAUUUUAACUGACUCGUGAUUAAAACCUGCGGCGAAGAGUUUGGCAUUGUGCAGUGUAAGCCGACCUCUAUUGGUUUACCUUGGCCACCUCCCAGCAUGGCACUGGGUGCAGUGAUGUCGCUGUGGGGCCGGCUCCCACAAUGCACCAUGCAUUGUGAUGUUACCUCGGUACCACCUCCCACAAUGCACCAUGCAUUGUGAUGUUACCUCAGUACCACCUCCCACAAUGCACCAUGCAUUGUGAUGUUACGGUACCACCUCCCACAAUGCACCAUGCAUUGUGAUGUUACCUCGGUACCACCUCCCACAAUGCACCAUGCAUUGUGAUGUUACCUCAGUACCACCUCCCACAAUGCACCAUGCAUUGUGAUGUUACCUCAGUACCACCUCCCACAGCGCACCGCACAUCGUCAUGUAGCGUUAGUACCUGCUCCCACAAUGCACCGCGCAUUAUGAUGUAACUGUAGUACCACCUCCCAUUGCACCAUACAUCGUCAUGUAACUGACGUACAAUCUCCCACAAUGCACUGUGUGCGUCAUGACCUAGACGUAUUUAAUGGUAUGGAAAUCUACCGCAGUGACAUCGCUCGAGGGCGCUAUUCCAGAACUCAUAAAAGUAACGUGACCACGACUUUCAUUCUUUCUUAUCAUUUGCGAAGAUUAAAAUCUGAUGUGUGACAGCCUGGUACGGAGAGCACAGGUACUAAUUUGUCAAACAAUACCCCUUUGUGUUUGGCUUGUGUCUCCCUUCAGCGAAGGAUGCAAGCGAUAGAGGGCAGGAAGUAGUGUAAAGAGAAACAUGUCUUUUCGCAAACUCGUGUGAGAUUGGGUCAGCCUGUAGGGUAGGGUCAUGUGUACAUACAUUGCAUUGUUAUCAAAAUACUGUAACACUUUCCCAAUUCACAAAUCGUUUAUUGUUACCGUGUGACAUUGAUUUUGUUCUUUUACAGAGGAAUAUUUGGUGGUUUCACCAUGAUUUCACCUUGUCGAACACUUGCGAUUAUUGUGAAUAAGUAUGUAAACACAGUUGAUUGUACAGACGCCAAGUGCAAACUAUGCAAAUGAAAUAUUGCCGCUGAUUUUCCCAGGCUAUUGUCAACCCGAAAUAAACUACUGAGUGCUGUGCCUACAAAUGUAUUACAUAGCCAAAAACAAUUGUAGCUAAAAUCCAAUGGGCCGGUAUGUAAAAUUACUUUAAUAUGGCCUAGCAUUUUAUAUUUAUAGUUGCACCGUGCAUUAUUUCUAUCACUUUGUUAUAUUUACGUCUAUGUAUCUCGAUGCCUUCCUGCGGCGUAUGUUACUCGUCGGAGAUGAAUUAGACGUCGCUCAAUCGAAAUCUCACGUUUACAGCAACGUUACGUUUAGGGUCCUCUCUCGGCAGUGGCUAUGUUGUGUUUGCGAAUGCGGUAUUUAAAUAAAAGCUUAUUAUGUUACCA